AUGGCAGCGAAAUACAACUACCGCGGCAUCGAGCUUUGGCACGAGGACCUCAUGGACGUGGCAGACCGAUACACGGGCGGCUCGGCGCUCGUGUCGAACCAGCUCACAGCGGCCCACCACGUCCGGCGUCUCUGCGAAGCCCGGAACCUCCACAUCCUCUGUCUCCAGCCCUUCCAGCACUUUGAGGGUCUCCUCGACCGCGCGCAGCACGCGCGGCGACUCGACGAGCUCCGCAUCUGGUUCCAGCUCGCGCACGCCCUGCAGACCGACCUCAUCCAGAUCCCGAGCAACGUGCUGCCGCAAGAGCAAGUCUCGGCCGACCUGGCCGACCACAUCGCCGACCUCCGCGAGGGGGCCGACAUGGGGGCCGCCGAGACGCCGCCGCUGCGCUUCUCGUUCGAGUCCCUCGGCUGGGGCGCGCGCUGCGACACGUGGAAGGCGAGCUGGGAGGUCGUCCUGGGCGUCGACCGGCCCAACUUUUGGGCUCUGCCUCGACACGUUCAACAUUUGCGCGCGCAUCUACGCCGACCCGACGUCGCCGAAGGGGCGCUGCCGCAGGCGGACGAGGCGUUGCGGGCGUCGAUGGAGCGGCUCGUCGCGACGGUGGACGUGGCGCGCAUCUUCUACGUGCAGGUCGUCGACGACCGAGCGGCUGCGGGCGCCGCUGCGGGCGGGCCACGCGUUCUACCACGCCGAGCAGCCGGCGCGCAUGAGCUGGUCGCGCAACUGCCGGCUGUUCUACGGCGAGCAGGCGCGCGGCGGGUACCUCCCCGUGCGGGCGGUCGCGUCGGCCAUCUUCCAGGGUCUCGGGUUCGAGGGGUGGGUGAGCCUCGAGCUGUUCAACCGGCGCAUGUCGCAGGAGGACGCCGGGGUGCCGGAGGAGCUGGCGAAGAGGGGGGCGGCGUCGUUUGCCAAGCUCGUGCGGGACAUGAGGAUGAGGGUGGAGGAGCCGGUGCUGCCGGUGACGGCAUCUCUGUAGGCAAGCAGCAGCACGCAAGCACAGGGAUCAAGCGGGGGUUGAGAGUAGCGUUGUUGUUUUCGAUGUAA
Messenger RNA from Verticillium alfalfae VaMs.102, 1047 nucleotides. Its product is annotated as 3-dehydroshikimate dehydratase. The transcript has a single exon. The record is from RefSeq and is a predicted model, not a curated record. The coding region runs from base 1 to 1047 and encodes 348 amino acids. Lineage: Eukaryota; Fungi; Ascomycota; Sordariomycetes; Glomerellales; Plectosphaerellaceae.